Molecule: messenger RNA, 687 nt
Organism: Asparagus officinalis (garden asparagus)
Lineage: Eukaryota; Viridiplantae; Streptophyta; Magnoliopsida; Asparagales; Asparagaceae
Product: zinc finger protein 3-like
Exons: 1
Coding region: 1-687 (228 amino acids)
Biological process (GO): negative regulation of abscisic acid-activated signaling pathway
Source: RefSeq, a predicted model, not a curated record
AUGACUGAUCGGGUACCAAACAACAAUGGAUCCAACACAAACAUUUCUCAAAAUCGAAAUGUUGAUGAUGAAUCUGAAAUUAUGUAUCCCUGCAAUUACUGUGACAAGGUAUUCCACUGUUGGCAAGCUCUAGGUGGGCAUCAAAAUGCUCACAAAAAAGAGCGUUUAUUGGCGAAAAAAGGAAAAAAUCAAGAACCUCAUUAUGAUCCUUUGGAUCCAUUUUCUUUACCUCCACCAACACCAAUCCCACAUCAAUAUAUGAUUUCAUCUCAUUAUCGAUCUUCAAUCCCUCGAUCACCAUAUUAUCCUGAUUCCUAUGAUCACCACUCUCAAUGGCGUAGCAGUUAUCAACACUCACCCCGAUAUCAACCAUAUCAUUACCCGCAACAUUUCCGUCAUUUUGGAGCUAAUGUGGGAUAUAUUCCACCCAGGGUUAACCCUGGCCCUAGGGUUUUAAGAAACUCUCUGUAUGGAUUAAUGCCUGUGAGCCAAAGAACUGAUCAGGCUUAUAAUAUUACUCAUAAUGUUGCUAGAGGCUGUGUAGAAACAAAUGAAAGGUUUAUGAGGUGGGUUAAUAGUCGUAACAAUGUUUAUGAGCAUGGAGCGUCUUGGAAGGAGAAUCAAGAGAAUGGUGAGAAGAAGAAGGAGAAUGAAGAAGAGGAGCUCGAUCUUACCCUUCGCCUUUGA